CCUCCGAUGGGCCAUGCCGCUCCUCGACAAACAGACAUGAAGGGAAUCAUUGUUCUUGUCAUCAUUCUCGUUCACACUCACGGUCUUCUGUGUCUUAGAGAUGUGAUGCUGAAAAUCCCGAGAGCCGUCAAAGCCGGUUCUACGCUCCACAUCUUCUGCUACUACGAUCUUGAAGGGGUGCAGCUCUACUCGGUGAAAUUCUAUCAAGGAGACCAAGAAUUUUACAGAUACGUGCCGAAAGAAGCUCCUCCUACUCGAGUAUUCCCACUGCCUUAUGUACAAGUGGAUAUCUACGAGUCAAACAGCACUGUUGUCACGCUGAACAACGUUCAAAAAGAGCUGUCCGGUCUUUACAAAUGCGAAGUUUCUGCGGACGCACCACUUUUUCACACUGUCAUUCAGAGCACCCACCUUGUUGUCGUAGAGGAGCCUCGAGGUGCACCAGACAUCCGAGUUGAAAAACAGAAAUACACCCUUGGUGAGAGAAUAAGGGCGAAUUGUACAUCCAAGGCUUCUUUUCCAGCAGCCAAUCUCAGUUUCUUCAUAAACGACAUUAAGGUUGCAAAUAAUGAUUUGAUUGGGCUUUCCUGGUAUGUAAAAAGUGAACCUGCAGGACUUGAAAGUUCAUUGCUUCAGCUACACACCCUUGCAGUACCAAUGAUGUUUCCAGAAGGGAGAAUGCAGUUGGCAUGCCUAGCCGCACAGUACACGUUGUACAAGCAGAUGUCAUAUCUCACGCUUUACGAAGACACGCCACAACUUGCCCAUGUACUUGGUGCGUCCCUCCCUCACGACCGGCCAGGCAUAAAAAGCACAGCGAGCAUAAAAAGAGAACCAGUCGUCCUUUUGAGCAUAGUUGUAGCGACACUCCUAAGGCCAAGAUAGUGGGCAAGUGUUAUAUCAGUGUUUAACUGCUGUGAUAGAGUGUAAGAUGUACCUUGCCAAACAUUUUAACAACCUGCCCUCCCAUGACUUUAAAGAAACUGUCGGUUUUUCUAGCAAUAAAAGUGUAGAAAUAGACGGCAAUGUCAACGAGUAUUUUAAAAUUUACAAAAUACUCCAUUGUAGUACAUUUAUAAAAUGUUAAACAAUCUUUAAAUGUUGUUAUUAAUUAUACAUUAUGUGCCACAAACUAUCAGUGUACCUAAAUUAAUGAUAAAUAUAAGUUUUUUUUUAUAAGACACUAAUUUAAUUAA
Messenger RNA from Cimex lectularius (bed bug), 1196 nucleotides. RefSeq lists its product as uncharacterized. Lineage: Eukaryota; Metazoa; Arthropoda; Insecta; Hemiptera; Cimicidae. The transcript has 6 exons. The coding region runs from base 7 to 885 and encodes 292 amino acids. The record is from RefSeq and is a predicted model, not a curated record.